AUAGACUGCUGCCUUCGGAGAAUAACGGAGUAGUAUAUUUAUUGAUGAGCAGCAGUACGAGCCAGACAUACAUAGGAACGUGCACGGAUCUCGACCAGCGGGUGCGGCAACACAAUUCUGGUCACGGCGCACGGUACACGAGUGCCCUAAGCCGACGACCAUGGCAGGUUAUUGCUUACAUAGCAUUCAUCAGCGGUUCCGAACAGGAAAACCGCCGCCUGCGUUACGGCAUGGAAAUACGUUGCCAGAAUCGUGCUUAUGGUUAUAGAGGCAUCCGACAAAGUGUAACUACAGUGGACGAGGCUCUGGCUGCUAUGGUGGAGGUGGUCGAAGCCGAGCCAAAUUGCAGACUCAUAGUCUGUGGAGAACAACAUAAA
Molecule: messenger RNA, 377 nt
Organism: Perkinsus marinus ATCC 50983
Lineage: Eukaryota; Perkinsozoa; Perkinsida; Perkinsidae
Exons: 1
Source: RefSeq, a predicted model, not a curated record